Siniperca chuatsi (mandarin fish) is the source of this 579-nucleotide messenger RNA. RefSeq names its product histidine triad nucleotide binding protein 1 (gene hint1). The transcript has 3 exons. The record is from RefSeq and is a predicted model, not a curated record. Gene Ontology annotation, molecular function: hydrolase activity. Gene Ontology annotation, biological process: purine ribonucleotide catabolic process. NCBI's taxonomy places the organism in Eukaryota, Metazoa, Chordata, Actinopteri, Centrarchiformes, Sinipercidae. Bases 49 to 429 code for a protein of 126 amino acids. Gene Ontology annotation, cellular component: nucleus; cytoplasm.
CACAGCCAAAAGCGGCGCUGCGCUGACAGGCGGUUCAUCUUCGCCAACAUGGCUGAUGAAAUGGCAAAAGCUCAGGCUGCCCAGCCGGGCGGAGACACGAUAUUUGGAAAAAUCGUACGCAAAGAGAUUCCUGCCAAUAUAAUCUAUGAAGAUGACCAGUGUGUUGCCUUCCCUGAUGUUUCUCCUCAAGCUCCCACUCAUAUCCUCGUCGUCCCAAAAAAGCCAAUUGUUCAACUGUCGCAAGCGGAGGAUAGUGAUGCUGCAUUGUUGGGCCACUUGAUGAUAGUUGCAAAGAAGUGUGCUCAGGAGGCAGGCCUGUCUAAAGGCUACAGGAUUGUCAUCAACGAUGGGCCGGAAGGAGGCCAGUCAGUCUACCACAUCCACAUCCAUGUCCUGGGUGGACGCAGGAUGGGAUGGCCCCCCGGCUAACCUCCCUGCACAGACCAUCCUGCCAUCAGUGUUCACGUCUGUUGUCUGACAACCAGUACUGUCAAAUUUCGACUUAAAACAGUUUGUGAAAUAAGAGUCAAAUAAAAACAUGGAAAUUCAUCAAUGAUAAUAAAAUGCACUUCACAACAA